Molecule: messenger RNA, 555 nt
Organism: Oppiella nova
Lineage: Eukaryota; Metazoa; Arthropoda; Arachnida; Sarcoptiformes; Oppiidae
Source: the annotation of a GenBank genome assembly
GACGAAACAUGCCUUCAGUCGAGAUAAUCACUCCAUCAGAUCCCGAGCAAAGAGGUUGUCAGUUAUCACUCAUUUUCUCCGUCCCUCUGACUCCAGUCCAGGAAGAGAUGCAAAAGCGAGGAGUUGUCUGCGAUAUCCGAAUGCCGAGUGUCAUGAGAGUGGCUCCCGUUCCCCUCUAUAACUCCUUCACAGACGUCCAUAAGUUUGUUAGAAUUCUAUACGAAAUAUUCCUCAGCUUUGACACCGAGAAGAGGAAGUUUGACACUCAGAUGUCUAAUGAAGAUCUUAUGACCGAAAUCCAUGGCGGAGAUUCCGACGGUCUGUCCCUGAGCUCAUCCAACAGCAGCGCCUGUCCCUCACCCACCACUGUCUCCGACUCAGAGCCCGACUUCGUUAGCGCCACAAACAGACACUUUAUUAACGAAUAGACAGACCGUGUGAUUCCCAAACCUAUCAACACAUAUGAAUAGCUCUUAUAAAUGCAUUUGAAUAACCAGUGAAUAUAAUAAUGAUAAUAAUAAUUACAGUUAUUUAUUACAGUAUUAUUAAUAUUAC